Molecule: messenger RNA, 1422 nt
Organism: Kockovaella imperatae
Lineage: Eukaryota; Fungi; Basidiomycota; Tremellomycetes; Tremellales; Cuniculitremaceae
Exons: 6
Coding region: 1-1422 (473 amino acids)
Source: RefSeq, a predicted model, not a curated record
AUGACCACCCUAGAGGAGCAUCACGAACCGGGGACCGUCGAGAAUCACGAGCAGGAACUUGCAACGAAGACUCAGGACCUUUCGCUUGCCGAUCAUGAGGUCGACGGAGAGGCGAUUCCUAACGGAGAUGCGACCCAUGAACAUGACGCCGAGGAUGACGGAGAUGACGGAGAUGACAGGCAUAUCAACGGCGACGCAACCUCUGUCCACACAGCAAGGUCCCGCCCCAAUGUAGAGGAACCUUCUCGUUCUUACGUCAAGCCCAUUCCUAUCGUCACCACCUAUGAGCCUGAUAUCCCUGAAACCACCUCCGUUAAACAUAGAUCGGUCGCGGGAUCUGUCAAGGCGCCUACCCAGAGAGGUACCUCCAUGCGAGCCAACUCAGUUCGAGCUCCAACCAAGGCGGAGACCAUUCGAUCGCCUUCUCGUGCCGCAUCGGUUCGUCCCACUUCUAUUCGAAAGGCCGAGUCAGUCCGAUCCCUGGGACCGCCUGCCUCGGUCAAGCCUUCCGUCAGAGGCUCACAGCGGUACUCUCACCUUGCUGAAGGUGCGAUUGGAGGCGCAGCCGUCGGAGAAGUCGUCUCAUCUGAGCGGCAGCGGGAGCUUCAACAAGCUGGCGAGCAGAAUCAUCGCGGCGUCGCACUCACCGAUAACGGUCCAAUUAUGGGCAAUCAUCGACCAACUUCGCCUUUUGGCUACCGUCCUCAACCGAACAUCAUGAGUGUAACCGAAGACGGUAGAGAAAGCCGAUUUGAUGGUCGUGACAGCCGACAGGGCUUGGUCAACCGAAGCGGAACCGUCGUCAGCCGUGCCAACACGGUCGGACGCAGUGGAACACUCUCGCGAGCUGCCAACGGUGGUACUGUCGGCGGCAGGCGCGGCGCUUUCGGACGAGGUGCUGGUGCCAGUAUUGGAACCCAACCUGAAGAGGUCCUCGGUAGAGAUGACAUCCACACGCGGGCGGAGCUGAGCGAGCGAAUCCUCGAUGACCAGACUCUUCGACGAUUGUCGACCAUGGAACGCAAGGACGCCAAGCGACUCUCGCGCGUGAUUAAGAAUGAAGGGAAGGCUGAGGCGAUGGCUGUCAAAGGAUCUAUUAAGGAAUUGGAAAGGUUGUCGAAGCUUCAGAGAGAGGCCGCUGCCGCCGAGCGACACUCUCAACAGCGUCUUGCCAAGUGGACUACCAAGGAGCACAAGGCCCGACUCCGAUUCCUAAAGGAAAAGGAGCGCUACGAGCGAAUCGAGGGUGAUCUCCGAAACGCGGAGAAUGACUACGAGGAGCGUCGGGACCAUGCAGCGGGUUUGACUGCACAAGUCGCAGAGAAAACUCAGGAGCUGGACGACCUCCGUGGGCAAAAGGCUGCGGACGACCGAGAAAGAGCGGUCAAGCUCCUCGCGCUCAAGAAUCCCGCUCACAGCUAG